This is a messenger RNA of Poecile atricapillus (Black-capped chickadee), 1393 nucleotides long. RefSeq names its product meteorin-like protein. Gene Ontology annotation, molecular function: hormone activity. NCBI's taxonomy places the organism in Eukaryota, Metazoa, Chordata, Aves, Passeriformes, Paridae. The coding region runs from base 320 to 1267 and encodes 315 amino acids. The transcript has 7 exons. The record is from RefSeq and is a predicted model, not a curated record.
GUGGCCGUGCUUCUGCCUGAGAUUCCUGCUGCAAAAUUUGAGCAUCUCAAACCUCAAUACAUGGGAAAAGUUGUAGGCAGCACGGUAAUGUCAUUUGGAGACAAAACUAACACUGGUAACCUGCAAAGAUCUGUCAGCUGCUGCUUGCCCACUCCUGGUUCAUUCUUCUCCACCCCAGGGAGGAGCUGAGUUUGUGUGGCUUUUCAGUAGGUGCGCUUAAAAUGGUUUGAAUUCCCAGCCUUCAACAGUGAUGUGAAGUGUCCAUAUUGUUCCUUCUCACCUCUGUUGCCACUUAUUUGGGAUCUUAAAACAGCUUCUGAUGCUGCUCAUUGUUUUCUCGAAGAGGGGAAGGAGCCCUGCGAAUGCCUUACCUGCGAUGAGCAGUUUCAGAAUUGCUGGAGUGAGCCGUGCAGAGCACCAGCUUGAGCCAGACUUUAGGCAAAGGUUGUGCAAGGAGUCACAGCUCAGUGGUUUGAGCUGGGAGCCCGGUUCCCGUGCCGUGGAGCAGAUCCACCUGCGCUGCACCGAGGGCUCCCUGGAGUGGAUGUACCCGGCACGAGCCCUGCGAGUGGUCCUGGAGCCCAACCUGGCCAGUGGCCGGCACACCACGGUCUGCAUCAAACCCGCCAGCGACUUCCAGGGCGCCAACAUCUACGUGGAACAUUCUGGGCAGCUGCAGCUGGUGGUAAGCGAGGCAGAGGGGGCUCGGGCCCAGCACGUGUCCUGCUUCAGUGCCCACACCCCACCAGGAGUGACCCUGUUCCUGCAGGCCAGCCCGCACAGGGACAUCAGCCGCCGCACCGCCAGCUUCCAGUACGAGCUGCUGAGCAAGCAGAGCACCGCCGGCCACGACUUCAAAAAGAUGGCUCUCUUGGAAGCUAUGUGCCGUCCUUGUGACAACAUGGAACUCCUCAUGGCCAUUUGCAGCAGUGAUUUUGUGGUGAAAGGAUCCAUCCGAAAUGUCUCCCACGACUCAGAGAACCGCAUGUCCCAGGUGGAUGUCCGUGUCCACAAAGUCUACAGGCAGAAAAACAGGAUUUUCCAGCAGGAGGAAGGGAGUGGGGAGUGGAGAGGCCCCAUCCAAACCCUUCUGCAGUGCAAGACAGGUCUUGGGGCCAGAGUAAAAGCUGCUGGGUUCAUCUGCACAACAGGCAAAUGGAGGCUGGUUUUCUUCCUUCCUGCAGCCCCACAGGAUCCCUUCAUCACCCAAAUACACCCUGGCAAAAGAAGGCGAUUGCUGAUCUGGCAGCAAAAGCAGAGCUUUUAGUGCAACACCACGAGCUGCAGCUCCAUUCCAGUCCUGCUUCCCCAGCACAUCCCCCCAACUGCUCCACACCCAGCACUUGGACCAUGUGGCAAGAGCUUCCUGGAAGUAACUGAACUUGGUUCUUAA